CUUAGUCCUUCUUGGAAAGAGAUUGAACCUCGGACUUUGCACGCUGGUGAUGUCCAGUCGCACGUCCCUCACUUUGCUCAACAAGGAAGCACUCGAAGAAUCCCAAACUCGACUUUUUGCUCGCAUUGCAGAACUUCUACAGCAUCAUCAAGACCGCAUCGAAAAGAAGUUCGAGAGCCUGGAUUCAAAGGCUGGAGAUCUUUCACCUGGCUUCAGGCUCAUUGACACCCGGACAUCAUUACAACCAAUUCCGCCCGCAGGUGAUGAUUGUCCAGAGCAAAAAAGGUCUCCCAUCCACAAGGAGACCAAGGACGAGACUGCUCUUGCGAGACCCAUGAGGGUAUCGUUGGGAUUUAUGCCCAACGAAUAUCAGUCGGAAGUUUCGCAAAUGAGCGGAUAUAGUCCUGCAAGCUCCACCAGCAUGAGUGGCAUCGAGAGGGGAGACCGGCCGAAAAAGGUAGCUUCCAGAAACAGGGACUUGGAGAUCAUGCAGGGGCAAAUGCGGAUGGCCGCCUUGAGACGCCAAUCCACCCGGAUCAGCGGAAGGUCACGCAAAGGCCCAGGCGGCCCAGGCGGCCCAGGCGGCGGGCUUGGCAUCAGUCAGGAGAUGGAGGACCGAAGAAGAUCGACUCAAGUGACUCAAAGAUCUACUGAAAGGUCGAAUGGACCCAGCGCAGAGGAGGAGACCAAGCCCGAAGGAGAACGGCGGAAGAGCGUUCGCGAGGAGGCUCCAGUUGUGGCAAACCGCAGGAAGAGUGUGAAGCGGACGGUGUUUGCCCACGCGCAUGACGAGUCUGAAGCGAUGCGAGAUUAUGCUCGACAGCUACACCAAAUGAAGACGCCAGACGUGGCAAUCACUGAAGGCUCACAAGGUGUGGGCGACACCUUACGUCAAAGAAUCCGCGGCAUUGUCAGCUCAGUUUUCUUUGAGGCCUUGGCUGGUUGCAUCAUCCUCUCAAACGCUGUGGUUAUCGGCUUGGAGGUCGAGUACAUGGCCAUCAAUCGCGAGUACAGAUCACCCGUAUGGUUUCAGACCCUUCACCUACUGUAUGCAGUGGUGUUUGCUUUGGAGCUGGGCCUUAGGGUCUGUGCAUUCGGUUCAGAUCUCUACAACGAUGGAGAUUUGUUCCGUUGGACUUGCCUGGAUUUCAUCAUCGUUGUUUCUUCCUUUAUUGACGUUGCUUUGGCAUGGAGCAUCCAGGAGAGCAAGGAGGAUGCGACUGGAAGUUCUUCCUCUGGACUAUCCGCUAUUCGGAUCAUGAGAGUGAUUCGCAUCAGUCGGCUCAUUCGUGUGACACGCAUUGCGAAGCUGAUGAUGUGGCUAAAGGCACUCCGGACCUUGAUCCACUCGAUUAUUGUGACUCUCAAAUCAUUGGUAUGGGCACUGGUGCUCUUGGUUCUGCUGUGGUACGUCUUUGCCAUCAUAUUGUCUCAAGCUGCGAUCGAACGUCUUGUGCUUUUGCAGGAUAUUCCAAAAGAUCAAUGGAUACCUGGUGAUGUGGCCUUGGAGUUUUGGUGGGGCUCUUUGGGUGAUUCAGUGUCUACUCUCUUCAUGUCCAUAACGGGAGGUAUUUCCUGGCAGAUCGCAGAGAACCCAUUGUUCGCACUUUCUGGAGCAUGGAAGGUUGUGUUCUUUGCGUACAUCAGCUUUACAACCUUUGCUGUGUUAAAUGUCAUGACCGGGGUCUUCUGCCAAUCUGCUAUAGAAAGCGCAGCGCGGGAUCACGACAUGGCGAUGCAGAACGUAAUGCAAGACAAUCGCGCCUUCAUGAGAAAGUUUAGCCAUCUCUUCCACAUGUUGGACCAGGAUGAUACAGGUUUCAUAACUUUGGUGGAACUUGAAGAGCGCAUGGAGGAUCCUGACGUGAAGACGUAUUUCGAAGCUUUAGAACUUAGUAUAGAUGAUGUGUGGACAUUCUUUAGGCUCCUUGAUGGAGAUAGCGGGCAAGAGAUUGACAUGGAUGAGUUUUUGUAUGGAUGCAUGCGCUUGAGGGGCGAAGCAAAAGCCUUGGACUUGGCAAAGUUAAUGCAUUCCCACGCCUGGCUUGCGAAGCAACAGGUGGACUUCAUGAUGUUCUGUGAAGAGAAGUUUGUGCAGAUCCAGGGCUUUUUGGCCGAUGGUGUUCUCGAAGCUUGGCAUUUGCAAAGCUGAGGAGACCGAGGAAUCUUUAGGAACCACGGUCUCCACGGAAUGUCAUUUUCUGGACCUAACGUGGGUCUGAUUUUCCGUGCUCGUCAGGUGCCAAAACAGAGGUCGCACUGUGACCGUCACAGAA
Molecule: messenger RNA, 2276 nt
Organism: Durusdinium trenchii
Lineage: Eukaryota; Dinophyceae; Suessiales; Symbiodiniaceae
Source: the annotation of a GenBank genome assembly